Fulvia fulva is the source of this 5637-nucleotide messenger RNA. Its product is annotated as Vacuolar protein sorting-associated protein 8. Gene Ontology annotation, cellular component: HOPS complex; late endosome. The transcript has 3 exons. Gene Ontology annotation, biological process: protein targeting to vacuole; endosomal vesicle fusion. Gene Ontology annotation, molecular function: protein binding. The record is from RefSeq and is a predicted model, not a curated record. Bases 1 to 5637 code for a protein of 1878 amino acids. NCBI's taxonomy places the organism in Eukaryota, Fungi, Ascomycota, Dothideomycetes, Mycosphaerellales, Mycosphaerellaceae.
AUGAGCUCCUCUCCCGGAGAUGGCCACGAAGGCGGUAACAAUGUGGAUAUGGAGACGGAUGAACUGGCGCGAACAUCGGAGGCGCGGAUCGAGGACGAAAGAGCGGAAGAAGACGCAGACUAUGGAGACUGUGAGGAUGCCGCAGAGGGUGGUGCAGGAGAUCCGGCUGAAGAGGAGCUUCUCCCCGAGGCUGGAGGCAAUGGCAACAGCAGUUCCAUAUCAGAGGACAUAGAUGAUCAGGACUUCCCACAACUCAGCAGAGAAGAGGGACAAGCUACGGGUAGUGUGAGCCCAGAAAUCGACCUGGAUGUGGGUCCAUCCACGCCAACUCCAGUGAGCCCUCUGGCCAGUUGGCCGGACUCGGGCUCGAUACCCGACGACACACUGUCUCAGCGAGGCUCUUUGGCAUCCUCCCCCGGCCGGAUCAUGUCGUCAGGACCGCGGAAGACAGUGUCAAGAACGCCAUCUGGGGCACUGCAGCCAUUUGAGCGUAGAUUCGAGACACGUCUGUCAGCAUCGCCCGCCGGCUCACCCAGAGCCCAAUCACCGGGCUUUCUUAGCCCACAGUCCAGACACAUCUCCAUCUCUUCGCAGCUAUCUGGCGUUUCCUCACAGGACGGUGGCUCAGCGACCGACACCCCGCAAGCUCCAUGGGAAGUAGUGCGGUGGAGGAAGUUGCGUAAAGUCACAGGUCAGGCGUUUUCGGAAUCUGGAAAGCGAAGUUUCGGUCGACCAACAUGUGUGGCUGUCUCUGCCUUGAUAGCGAUUGGCACAUCGAAAGGCCUGGUCCUGGGAUUUGACUACCAUGAAACCCUAAAGAUCAUUAUCGGUCAAGGCACGAAGGCUACGGAAUGUGGCUCGGUGACCGCCAUAGCCAUAUCUGCGGACUACUCCACGAUAGCAACGGGUCAUGCUAAUGGCUUCAUACUGACCUGGGAGAUCAAUCGCCCAGCUCGCCCAUUCCUAAUGAUCCCACCCCUGGACCGAAAUGUUCUACAGCAGGCACAACAUCCGGACGGCCACUUGGAGAACUGCGCGAUCCUACAUAUCGGCUUUCUCGGGACUCGACACACGGCGCUCGUUUCUGCAGAUGCAGCCGGUAUGGCAUUCUCACAUCUGGCUACACGCGGUCUUGGUGCAGUCACAAGGUCCAUCAAGACUACACGGUUGCUGGGCAGAUAUCCCUCUGCUGAACCUCAGGUUCAGCCCAGCAAGAAGCCGAGUUCAGUGCUUGCGUUCUCACCACUGCCACUUGGUAAUGUGGAGCAAGCCACAGAUGGCAUGGGUCUCACAGCACUGCUCACACCGUACCUCCUUGUGAUAGUUUCUACCACACCCAUCGCCCAGACGCAACACAAAGCUCCACGACCAAAGGAGCUCACUCCACACAGUACGCUCAGCGGUUGCCUCGCCUGGUUUCCAGCUGUCAAGCUGAAGAGCUCAAGUGCGGACGCUGAGAAGGGCAAUUCUGACACCAAGCUUGUCUACUGCUGGUCGAAUGUGCUUACAGUGCUAGACGUCAAGGUCAUCGAAAACGCCGAUCCGCAAAAGCAGCCUUCUUUGGAGUUCGCCCCACGCAGUCGUUGGCGAGCAGACGAGGCCAUAGUUGCAGUACAAUGGCUGGGCCGUUCUGUACUAGGUGUGCUCACAAUUAGUCAAAGAUUGCUCAUCGUAGAAGAUGUGUCGCUGCAGGUGACUGAUACAAUCGAUCUGUUGCACAAGCACAUCUAUCAUCAGGAUCUGAUCUCGCAGCAGUUACACGCAGUCGUGGAGCAGCUCAACACCGAUGACCCUUCGCUACAUGGAGUCGUCGCUGAUGCAUUCUACAUGAGCUACAAGGUGUACAAGGGUCGGACCUUCUUACUGGGAUUCAACGAUCUGACUGUGGGCAUCCUCUCAAACUGGGCUGAUAGGCUCAUGGCAUUGAUGGAAGCUGGAGACCACAUCGCUGCGAUCCGCCUUGCAACGGAAUACUAUUCAGGAAGUGCCAACAACUUGACCAUAGGUCUACCUGCCACGGAUGGUGCUAGGCAUGAGCUGGUGGAAGAACGUCUGCUAGCCAUGAUCUCGGCAUCGCUGAACUACACUUUCGCACAGCAGGACAGUGAAAGAUCGACAAGGCUGCGAGAGCUUGCAGAAGUGUGCUUCGAGGCGUGUGUCAUGAUGGAAGAGACGGACUAUCUUUUCGCCGAUGUCUUUGAGUACUUCGAGGAAGCAGACGAAGGCUCUGUGUUCGUCAUUACUCUCGAGCCCUAUGUCCUUGAUGGAGAAGUGAACAUGCUGCCGCCGGAGGUAGUCAAGGCCGUUGUCUCGCACUUCAUCGGCGAAGCGCAAGGGUCUCGAUUGGAGGAGCUGCUGUGUCGGCUUGAUCCUCAUUCCUUUGACCUGGAUCAAGUCACCAUGCUUUGCAGGCAGCACACUUUGUACGAUGCUCUCAUAUACAUCUGGACACAGGCUCUGCAAGAUUAUGUCACGCCGCUAAUCGACCUGUUGACGCUCGUCAAGAUGCUUCUCGAGGGCGACGAAGAUGAAGACAUCACGGAAAACCUGUUCUACGAUUCAGCUGCGAAGACGUUUCCGUAUCUCGCCUACUCUCUUACAAGCAGGCAAUACCCGAGCGGCGACAUAAUGGACGACGAGGAAGGAUCGCAAGCGAAGACAGACUUGUAUGGUUACCUCUUCGCAGGCACGCCAGUGGCGUGGCCACAGGCAAGCAAGAAAACCUUCCGCACAACGUCCCAGUCCAACGACGAGCCGGCCUACCCUUACCUGAGCUUAUUGCUCCAAUUCGACGUAGGCAGCUUCAUGAGCAUGCUCAAUGAGGCGUUCGAAGAUCCUUUUCUCAACGAGGCCGAAGACGAUAGCGGCACCAAUGGCACGUCACUCACGAAUGGACUCACCGCGCGACAAGGGUAUAGGAUAAGUCGACAGCAGAUUAUCGAAAUCUUGCUGAUAGUAAUGCGGCAAGGCGAAUUCGAGCCUGAACAAGUUGUCUAUCUCGACAUGUUCAUCGCGCGAAGUCUGUCAAAAUACCCGGGGCAGCUGAUCUUGUCGGGAACUCUGCUCAACAGCGUAUUGCAGCGGCUGUGUCAUCCGCCACUUGAGUCUCUCCGGGAUGAUUGCCAACUCAGCGUGGAGUACUUGCUCUCAGCAUACCACCCUUCAAGCGUUACCACUUUGAUCGAAGCAUUGAGGAAAGCACGGUUCUUUCGGGUCCUGAAAUCGGUCUACCGAAGCGAGCGACUCUACACUGAGCUUCUCGACACUUACUUCGAGGAUCCCGAUGACAAAGAUGCUGUGUUUGAUCUUAUAAAGUUGUGUCUGCGCGAUAGUACGGGACUGAGCAACAAACAGACUCAAUCCAUCAAGCAAGUCAUUGAUCAUCAUGUGUACGAUCUUGCGGCUAUCGACAUCGUGCUCACUGCUCGUACGCUGGCGAUCUCAGCGCCGGAUCUGUUGCAAUCGAGCGUUGAUGCACUAGAGGACUCGCACCAGCAGUUCAUAUUCCUCAGAGCCCUGCUUGAGCCAUCAUCACUGCGUGCGCAGCAGCUUAGUGUCUCUCCGCUGACGCAGGAGAGCCAAAAGGACUUCACAGAGCAGUAUGUACAGCUCAUGUGCCGGCACGAUCCUACACAUGUUGCAGACUAUAUCAAAGUCUUGCCUUCGAGCGACCUACGACUUGAGAGGGUGCUUCCAGCUAUGGAAAACAGCGGUGUCAUCGAUGCGGCAGUCGCUCUACUUGCACGAGAUGGCCUGGCUCGCGAUGCAAUGGACCGGCUCGUAUCGCAUAUGCAAAGUCUUCAACUUGCUUUAACGAGUCUAAUCGACGCUGCGGCAUUGCCCGAAGUCACUGCCUCGGAAGAAACGUCGGAUGAUCUGGUUGAAGACCUAGAGAAGUAUACUACAGUGGGUAUCUGGCUGUGCCAAAGCCAGAGUGCUGUCGUCACCCGGAAACCACGACCUCGGAGUAAUAUGGUCUGGGACAUAGACGAAAACGACCUUGAUCUGGACGAAUACCUGUGGCUUAAUCUAGUCGAUAUCGUGGUUAAGGUGACACAGAGCGUCAUGGAAGCUCUAAACCACUUCGAGGAACAUCCAAGCGACCAAGCAGGAGAUCCUUUCGAUCCGAGCAAGCUCGCGUCGUCUCUUCGAGCCAAUGUCCAACAAGCCUUCACAGCCCUCAUGGCCACCACCGCCAUCCCCAGCGUCAAGCUCAAAGAGAACGAAGACGCACCAAACAAACCCAAACAGCGCGCUGAUCACCUUAGCUUCCUACGAGUCCUUCGAGCUUUCCUCUCCCGCGCUGCCUCAAGCGCUCCAUCCCUAGCAGAUCUUCGCGCAGUCCUUCAAGACAUCUUCUCAGCCUACACUUUCGAGAGCGGAGUCCUCAGCCUAGCCAACGAACUCCUUGGCUCAGACGUCUUCACCGAGAUCCAAGAAGCCAACACCCUUCGCCAACGCGGCUGGCGACCCCGAACCCAGGUUUGCGAACGCUGCAAACGACGUGCUUGGGGGCCAGGGAUAGGGGAGAUUGUCUGGGACGAGUGGGUCGCUCGGGAGCAAGAACGUGAGGCGGACAAAGCGAGGAAGAUGCUGGAACGUGGUGGAGGGGAGCAGGCGAGACGACUAUCGAGGGGAAAAGCUAAGGCGCCGGCUACACCUACGAUAGAGAGGGAGGGUGGAAGUGAGGAGGCUAAGAAGCUUGCGCUGGUGGUGUUUGCGUGUAGGCAUGUGUUCCAUCGGGUUUGUCUCGAUGAGGAGUUUAGGGAGGGCAGGCCGUUGAGGAGGGAGGUGUAUAGAUGUCCGAGCAAUGAUUACUUUCUCAGAGAGCAAGGCCUACAUGGCGACUUCGGACCUUGUGCCCCUGAGCCUUUCGAUGAGCAGUUUGAACUCUUGCCUGUGUCCCUGGAGGAGUACCUUGCACAAAUUCGAGAAGCACUGCCGAGCUGGCUUCACGACAAGUACGAUGUCUUCCUCAGUUCCUGGAGAAACAGAGUUCCUAUAGAGUUCCAUCAAGACGGUGAGCCUUUGUUGGUCGUUGGUGAUGACGGGCUAGGAUGCAUCAAGGCCGAUGCUCCAAGGCAUAGGGGUAAAUUUCGCUAUGCAAAAAGGGAUGGACCAACAACCCAUUACUUCCAAGAAGGACCUCUGACACCUGGUGAAAUCUAUGCUCUGGCUUCGAGGUUCGUGAUCGCACCAGACUUCUUCGCACGCAAUCUGGCGAUGGGCUGGGCGGUAAGCGAAACCACAACGCACACCCCAGCAGCCUUCUGGAAUGAUGUUUGUGCGGAUGAAUCAGAAUGGCACAUGUGCCUUGUACCAUGUACGACCGUGGACAGAUGGGAUAGUCCCGUUUACGCUACUGGAAAGUCGUCGACAAUAUCCUGUAUCAAGACAGCCGACAACAAGCACCAUCUCUUCUUAGUGAGCGAAGCCAUCCGUCUCGACUUCGAAGAGGCCAACCGACCCGAGGACUGCCGACUGAGAGCCUGGCUACAAAGCAGUCUGCGUCCUCGGCCCACACCACUGGAACCAAAUCUACCGAUGUGGAAGGCACCGUCUCCGGCAGAGACGCAGCUAGAUGCAUUCCGGCGAAUCGCUGCAAACUCCGUGAAGCAUGAUUUGAAGUCAGGAUAA